AUGGAGACCACCGAGGUCGUCGAAACCAAGCAAACGUCGGUUGCACCUUCAGAGUCGCAGCAGCACCGACAAACCCCAGUUGUUGAGACCCCUACCACCACAGACCGCAAGCCUGAGUAUUUCAACCUCGACGCUGCACCAGCUUCCUUACUUAACCUUUUCAUUCUCGUCUUGACGCAACCUUUCCCGCCCUACGCUACCCAGCGAGCCCUUUCACAAUGUCACUCCCACAAGAUUAGCCCUCCAUCCCAGCCAAACCGAAAAUGCACUUUGUCUCAUUUGAUGUCUCUGGCUUUUCUCUCGAAGGCGUCGCCCCAGAUUUUCUCCGAACCAACUCGGAUCUUUCUAUCUGUCCUCCUUGAUUGCGAGUUUCAUGAGCAAAGAGCGCAAGUGUUGUCGAGUUGUCAAGAGGUGGCCGAGUCAGUUGGCGACAAGGUCGCAUCAUCUACUUGGAAACGCACAGAGCUCCUCUACCCCUGCUCAACUCGACCUCAACCUUGGACUCCUCUCACCGGAAACAUGGCACAUUGUCUUCUGUUCCCCCCCCCCCCCCCCCCCCCCCUCUCAUUGCUUCAUGGCCGCAGUCGGCUUCUCGGCCAUACCAACAUGUCUUGGUCAUUUAUCACAGAUGACAACCUCAUUCGCGUCAUGGCCUUCGCUAACAUGAACAACAGUCACAGCUCAAAUGGCGUCAAGCCCCCGGGCCUGGAUGACGAUGAUACUGCCAAUGAUGACGAUUUGAGCCCCCCUCCCGAGAAUUUGAGUCCUGUAUCAGGGAUCAAUGACCGCGCCUUGGAAGAUGAGAUCGUUGUAGGCAACCGCAAUGGCGUGCCCAAAUCAUCACCUCUCCGCGUCGUGUCGGACCCAGAGGACGAGAACAUGGCCGACGUCGAAGACGAGCCCGUCAUCUCACAUUACCCCAAGCGAAAGCGAGCGUCUCUGUUCAACGACUUGAGCGAGGAGAAGAUGGAGAACGGUAUUGUGACGGAGAAGGAGGGCACCCCGCGGAGCACCAAGCUAGCCCGUAGGCAUGGGCUGGGAGGUGUCAAGGGGGUGAUUCUCGGUUACUGGCGAGAUUCACCUGUUCCCGACCCAAGAGGCAAGCAUGCCGUUAUUGGCUUCAUCGACGUUCGUGACCGCCUUCGCACCCGCAUCCAGCAAAACACACGGUUCGGCGAGCAGGUAUCCAGCGCUGACUACCCCCUGCCUCCCGGGCCCGGUGGCAGCUGGGUGACCUUUGAGCGCGUCGUCUUCGCCGACCACCUCGUCGGCAUGGAUCAUCACCAAGUCAAGGAGUAUGUCAAGCUGCGGACGGAUGCUGUUGAGCAGACAGAGGAGGCUCGUAAUGCCGCAGAGCUGGCCGCCGCCAAGGAAGCAGUCCGCCGCGUCGAGGAGAACCCCCCUCCCGAGAACGUCGUGGCGCCCGCCAUCGCCUAUGGAGCCGAAAUCCCCGACCACGCUACGAUGCCGGCGCGGCCGGACUCCAAACGUCGCCGGACCGGUAGUGGUAUCGGCACGAUAAGCGGAGGCCCCGUCCAAACGCAGCCGGCACGUGAGAUUAUCCCAACGCCUCAUUUCGAUCCCCUGCUCGGCACCCGGCCCACGCGCAUCAUCGUUGGUUUUUGGAAAGGUUCCAGCGAACAGGAUCCUGCGAAUCGCCAUGCCGUCUACGGUAUCCUCGGACAGAACGACAUGUUCCGAGUCAAGGUGGCUAGGGAGACUCGCGACAAGCGCUUCGUGGAUGGUAACUUCCCCGUAGGAGCAGGCGCCUUGUGGAUUCACUGGGAAGAGGUCGAGCUCGAGCCUCAUCUCAAGAACCUGUCCCGUGCCGAAGUCAAGGAAUACUGCCGUGUUCGCCAGUGGCAGCUCGACCAGGGUGAGAUCCCCGAGGAGCGCGCCCACAACGAGGCGCGGGCCGUGUACGAGUCUCAGCAGCGCGUGGCUCACGGCCUCAACAAGCCUGGCGUCAUGACCAGCAUGGGCCCCCCUCCCGUGAUUGUUCCCCAGCCAGAGGAGGAGCUCACCGAGUCUCUCGAGGCGAAGGCCGAGGGGAACCCAGAGCUGCGCCAGAGCCGCAGGACGGAGACCCGAGGCAUUCGGCACGCCUUGCCCGACCUGGACAACAGACAGUCCCGCACGCCGGUACAGGCCCAGAACAAGAUUGACGCCAGCGCCCGCCGCGAGAUUGCCAGAAUUGAGGCUGCUCAGAUGCGUGCCGAACGCUUCGCCGCCGACCACGAAGCUGCUACAGCUGCUGCUGCCGCCGCCGCCGCCGCCGCCGCCGCCACUGCCAACGCCGCCAACAUCGCCCAUCCCCACAUGAUCCAGCAGGCCAUGCCCAAGAUGCCCAUGCAAAACGGCAACGGCAAUGGGCCGGGCCCUCGCAUGAGCAAUCUUUUCCACGAGCGCGACGAGAUGCAGCGGCUCAACAAGGUCUGGGCUAGUCAGGAGGAGCACCGCAGCAAGGUCGGAGGCGAGGAGAUCAAGUUCUACGGCGGUAUAAAGUACGAGCGCAAGACAAACGGGCCCUUUGUCGGUAAGCUUGUGUCUCAGGGCACCAUCAUCAGCAUCGAUGGAGAAGACUAUGUCGAGUACCGCGUACUCACCAAGCCGAGUUUCUUCUAA
Messenger RNA from Colletotrichum higginsianum IMI 349063, 2625 nucleotides. RefSeq lists its product as uncharacterized. The coding region runs from base 1 to 2625 and encodes 874 amino acids. The transcript is spliced from 4 exons. The record is from RefSeq and is a predicted model, not a curated record. NCBI's taxonomy places the organism in Eukaryota, Fungi, Ascomycota, Sordariomycetes, Glomerellales, Glomerellaceae.